Molecule: messenger RNA, 2470 nt
Organism: Momordica charantia (bitter melon)
Lineage: Eukaryota; Viridiplantae; Streptophyta; Magnoliopsida; Cucurbitales; Cucurbitaceae
Source: RefSeq, a predicted model, not a curated record
ACGCAUGGUCAAGGUGUGUUUCAGGAUUUCAAGCAAAAAUAGUCCAUUGCUAUGCCUCUUUGAUGGGGAUGUGUCGUAUCACUGUACUGUACUUUUGCAACGUAUUCUACUGCCCUAGCUAGCCCAAGCACAAUACCUGGCCCAGAUGAAUAAGAAACUGAAGUUUUCCAAGUCAGCGGCCAGAAAAGUUGGGCACCAGAAACAAGCACUGUUGGCACUUUCACAUGAGAAGAGAUGGCAUGUCACAUGCUCCAUGCCCUCUCUUUGAGCCAAAAAGAGCCACUCACUGUAAUCAGCAUUUAACCAUAUACCACUUUUUAGGUUAGCAAAACCCAGUUUUUGUCUUCAUGGUUUUGCAUCCAUUUGAGAAUGAGAAUUUCUUGGCGAUGGCAUUCUCCCCCUCCAUUUCUCAUAUGAACUUGGAGAACCUCGAAAAAUAGAUAGAGAAUGGGAUGCAGAAGAAGGAACAAGAGGACCCUGCAACUGGCGCAGGCGGGGCCUACUGCUUAAUAUUUUUUGAGCAGCAACGGUCAGCAUCAAUGAUUUGUGUAGUGCCUCAACAUGAGUAUGUGAUAAGUCUUAACCAUCCCCAACCACCCCUUCUCUUUGCUUCUUUGCGAUUGGGAGUCAAUGUUGUAGUUUGUAAACACGAGCUCAUAAAUUCAACUCACCGCCCCCGACGCCACACAUCUCACUCCUAUGAAGACGCCUUUCACCCUGGUGGACGUGCUUCUGUUGCUUGCAUUGUUCUGUCUUGCUCCACGGAUUGCCAGGAGCAGCUCUUUUUGCAAGCUGAUUAAUGUAGCAGAAAUUCGACCCCACAGUGUCUCUAUUACUGAUUUUGGUGCAGUUGGAGAUGGCAUCACACUCAACACAAAAGCAUUCCAAAAUGCUAUUUUCUACCUCAACUCAUUUGCCGACAAGGGCGGUGCCAAGCUUCUUGUCCCAGCUGGCCGUUGGUUGACUGGAAGUUUCGACCUUAUCAGUCAUUUAACUUUGUGGUUGGACAAGGAUGCUGUAAUUCUUGGUUCAACGAUCUCUAAUGACUGGCCAGUUGUCAAACCAUUGCCCUCAUAUGGUAGAGGACGCGAAUUGCCAGGCAAAAGGCAUCGAAGCCUCAUAUAUGGAUGCAAUUUGACAGACGUCAUCAUAACAGGUGAAAAUGGAACCAUUGAUGGACAGGGCAGCAUUUGGUGGGACUGGUUCCAUAGAAAAACGUUAAAUUAUACGAGACCACAUUUAGUUGAACUUAUGAAUUCAACUAGAGUUGUCAUCUCAAAUCUGACAUUCAAGAAUUCACCAUUUUGGACCCUCCAUCCUGUAUAUUGCAGCAAAGUCCUGGUCCAGAACGUGACAAUCCUCGCGCCCCUUGAUUCUCCAAACACAGAUGGUAUUGAUCCAGAUUCUUCUGCUGAAGUGUGCAUUGAAGAUUGCUACAUCAGCACAGGCGACGAUCUAAUUUCGAUCAAGAGUGGGUGGGACAAAUAUGGAAUUGAGUAUGCUCAUCCUAGUACAAAUAUUACCAUUCGUAGGCUUACUGGGCAAACUCGAACUAGUGCGGGAGUUGCAAUUGGAAGUGAGAUGUCUGGAGGUAUAUCAGAAAUUCAUGUAGAAAACCUCCUAUUUUUCAACUCAAGGAUGGGAAUCAGAAUAAAGACGUCUCCUGGAAGGCGUGGUUAUGUGCGCAACGUCUACAUAUCAAAUGUGAGCUUGUUCAAUGUAGAUAUAGCCAUAAGGUUCACUGGUAACUACGGCGAGCACCCAGAUUCUUGUUAUGAUCCCAUGGCUCUUCCAACGGUAGAGGGGAUCACAAUUAAACAUGUGAGUGGAGAGAAUAUUGAAACAGCAGGGCUUCUAGAGGGCAUAGAAGGAGAUGAUUUUCAUAAUAUUUGCCUAUCCAACAUCACGCUUAAUGUAACCUCGAUGCACCAUUGGAACUGCUCGCACGUGCAAGGAUUCUCAGACUUGGUUUCUCCAGAGAUAUGCCAACCUCUGAAAGAAAAAAUCUCUCCCCGACACAUUUUAGAAUGUUAUCUGCCACCAAAUUUCUUGUGGAAUUCGGGUGAGAAAAACAGAGGAGCUGGAUUGCUCAGGUAUAUUCUCCGGGCAUUGUUGUCACCAUUCUUCUAAUCAUUUUGUAAUUUGUAAUAUUCGAGUGAUUGAUUGUCUCUUUGAUUGAUAGAUAAGUUCAAAUGGGCUGGCUUCAUCCGCGUGCCGCUUGCCUUGCCUAAUGCUGAGAGGUGUGCGGUUGAGAUGGCAGCACAAAUAUUAUUUGCUUUUGUAAUUUCUUGUGUGGAGCAAACUAAUAACGGAGUGAUUUAUUAGAAAAUAUAAGGGUAUGGCGUAAGGAUUUAUUUGCGUUUAUUUAUCUAUUGUAAAAUAACGGAGCAAUCUGCGUCUAUUGACCCCGCUCACUUUUGUGGAUGAUAAUGUCUGAAAUACUAUAUUCCAAAGUAUUGAAGAUUUCUUA